CUCUGAUAGGCGCCAUGUGCGGAUUCCCGGGCCCAGUGUGCUGGCUAGUGUCGCCCAUAUAGGACUGGGAUCGUCCCAAGGACUUGGGUUAGGGGAUUUAGGGUGGGCACCGGUUUCCCGACCGUUCGGAUUUUUCAUCAGUCGGGUUAUCCCCCUCCCCUUAGGUCGCUUUCGCUCGUCCAACGCACCAUUAUUGUCGUCGUUACCUUCACAUCUCCUACGGUGCUGCUGUUCCAGCGAAAGACAUGGCGGGAGAAGACGAUGCAAUUGAGCCACGGGAGGGAAAUUCAUCUAGAUCUUCGGAACUCGAAAUACAGAAACGAUACUUUCUCAGUAGACUCAAGCAUUACGCAAUAUCGUAUCGAGAAUGGCCGACGAUACCAUGCGUACAAAGAUGGCAUCUAUUGGGCACCCAACGAUGAUAAACAAAAUGAGAAUCUAGACAUCAGCCAUCACAAAUAUCUGCUCCUUCUCGAAGGAAACUUGACAGCUGCACCAAUAGAAAAGGAUAUUGAGAGAGUGCUCGAUAUUGGAACGGGAACAGGAAUCUGGGCCAUUGACUUUGCAGACGAACAUCCCAAUACCACGGUGAUAGGAACAGACCUCUCGCCUAUACAACCAGACGUUGUGCCUCCAAAUUUGAGAUUCGAGAUUGACGAUGUUCGAGAUCGAUGGACGUAUCCGGUAGACUACUUCGAUUUUAUUCAUAUGAGAGCGCUAUUCGGAUCGAUAGAUGACUGGGAUGCUGUGUAUGGACAAGUAUAUAAACACCUCAAGCCGGGUGGCUACUUUGAGCAAGUAGAAAUCUCAAUAUACAUCAAAUCUGAUGAUGGAAGUCUCCAAGAAGGCAACCCUUUCUUGAAAUUUACACGCAUGUUCGAAGAGGCCGGAGAAAUUACAGGACAAACAUUCAAAAUUGCGGAGAUAAUGAAAGAGAAAAUAGAAAGAGCAGGGUUCGUGAAUGUUGUCGAAAAAGUUUUCAAAGCACCAAUGGGAGGCUGGCCAGCAGAUCCAAAACUGCGAGAGAUAGGGCAGUGGACACUGUUGGGAUUUCUUUCAGGGCUGGAGGGAUACGCGCUGGCGACGCUGACGAGAGUAUUGCAGUGGUCGGUCGACGAAGUUCAUGUUUUCCUGGCACAAGUUCGCCAGGCGGUAAGAGAUCGGUCGCUGCAUUCUUAUCACGAAAUCAGAAUCGUGUAUGCUCAGAAGCCACAAUGAAAUACUGUACUGUACAUGUAGCAUGAAUUCCGCAGCGGGCGAUGACGACUAUGCAUACCUGAACCCCCUUCGACGGCGUGGCCGUCCUUUAUAGACUACGGUCUUGUCAUAUGAUAAUGGCGAAGUCCUUCAAUCUUGACCGCAGCAGCAGUCGUUGAACAUGUACCGCAGCAAAUAAAUUGGUUUG
Messenger RNA from Mollisia scopiformis, 1405 nucleotides. Its product is annotated as S-adenosyl-L-methionine-dependent methyltransferase. Gene Ontology annotation, molecular function: methyltransferase activity. NCBI's taxonomy places the organism in Eukaryota, Fungi, Ascomycota, Leotiomycetes, Helotiales, Mollisiaceae. Bases 262 to 1218 code for a protein of 318 amino acids. The record is from RefSeq and is a predicted model, not a curated record. The transcript is spliced from 12 exons.